Molecule: messenger RNA, 1288 nt
Organism: Suillus paluster
Lineage: Eukaryota; Fungi; Basidiomycota; Agaricomycetes; Boletales; Suillaceae
Exons: 5
Coding region: 229-1206 (325 amino acids)
Source: RefSeq, a predicted model, not a curated record
AACGGCGACUGCAUCUCACGCCUCUCGUGCCUUAGACAUUCUCAGUCCGAAGCAUACGGUCCGUACAACCAAUCGCGCAAUGAUCACUGCAUAAUACCAUACGUGUUUUAGGGAGGCCUGAAGGUGAAAUGUUGCGAGUCCAGUGUUUACCUUUGUGUCCAUCCGUGCAUGUGUUCAUGUCAUCAUUAGCAGGCCCCUAUUUUCAUCUUCGCCUCACUCGCUUCACCAAUGAAUACCAAGUUCGAACUCUUUGCAAAUGACAACAAGUCCGAUGCUAGCGCACCUCCCUCGUACGACGCAGUCUCUACGUCCUCGUUAUCAGCAGAUUCCGUCCAAUGCAGACCGCCACCUGUAUUUUCCCAGAUACGAAUCAAGCAGACACGGGCCACCGUUCUAUCGCUCAUCCGUGAUAUGGUCUCCACUCCCGAUUUUACCCCUGCCUCUAUCACCCCAAUAGUCAACGCCUGCGCUGCUGCUCUCCCAGCUGCAGAGUUUACCGACGUCCUGCAAACACCCAAUAUCGAGGGCCACACAGCAAUGUAUUGGGCAAUCGUGAAUAAUCGGCCACAAGUCCUUUGGGCGUUAUUCAAAUUCAUUCCAAGAUACACGUCUGCUGCUGCAUCCGACGUGCGUCUCGCGUGCAUGACAACGAGCGAUCAUGCAUUAUUUAUGAAGUUGAAUUUGAAAGGCAACAGUAAUUGCAAGGAUGAACCUUUGAACCGCUCUUUGGGUUGCCCGCCAGAUGAAAUCCAAGUGCAUGAAGGGGAUGGAUUGCCCGAGAAUCAGUUCACUGCCAAUUUCCGGAUCAGGAUGUUCCAGAAACGCUUGCGCAUUGCACAGAACAUGCGCAUAGAAUUGAUUGCGAAAGGACGCAUAUGGUAUUUACUCUUCUAUACAGGGGAUGAGGCGAAGUUGCGCGUCAGGCUUGGUCUUUCUUGGCAUAGCUUGCCAGCGCGUCCAAAUGCCGCACUUUUCAUCAAGGCCCAGAAGGAGCAACCUGACUGUGUAACCCCACCUGAGGGUCUGCUGAUAAAGUUUCAAUUGGAGGAGACUAUGUUGCUCUCACCUGAGGGCAACACGAGCAAUUCUCACAGAACUUGCACGUCCAUCGAUGCUUCGUUGGGCAAUUGGCUGAUGUACGACAAUACCAUGUAUGUAGACUCCGAUGGCACCCUACAUGCAAGGCUGGAGAUGGAAUUGACAUAGCACUGGCAGAUUAGUACGGGAGGACGAGGUCAUUCUAUACUUUUACUUAGUAUCGUUAUUCACCUUAUUGCAAAAAUUUGAC